GCACUCGUUCCCGUCUAGACUCCCCCCAUCAGCUUUACAAAGGCCAGUUUCCUGGAAGAACCCCCUCUACCUAUUUCUAUUAAAAAAGGCAGCUAGCCCAUUGGGCACCGGAUCAAGUUCAUUCAUCUCUCUGUCUCUGUCUCUCUCUCUCUCUCUCCCCGUUCCACUUUCUUUCCCACUCCAUAUAUAAAUGUCCUUAUCCAACUCUCAAAACCAAGCCCUUAACCCAAACUCUCUCCAUUUCUUUGAAGCUCACUCUCUGUGAUUCUAAUUAAUAUGGAAACAAUGAACAUGUGCUCUACUUCUUCUUCAGAUUCUUCCGCUUCGAUGUCUUCUUUCAAUGGCAAUAAAACACCAAGAAGUACCGAUAAAUCUGCCAGAAUUAAAGGUCCAUGGAGCGCAGAGGAAGACAGGAUUUUGACUGGGCUUGUUGAGCGACAUGGACCAAGAAACUGGUCCUUGAUAAGCCGUUACAUAAAGGGUAGGUCUGGGAAAUCAUGCAGGCUCAGGUGGUGCAACCAGCUAAGCCCCAAUGUGGAGCACCGUCCAUUCUCACCAGCUGAAGAUGAAGCAAUCCUGGUUGCUCAUGCCAGAUAUGGUAACCGAUGGGCCACCAUUGCCAGGUUGCUUCCAGGUCGUACUGAUAAUGCGGUCAAGAACCACUGGAAUUCCACGUUGAAGAGAAGGGCAAGACAACGCCAAAGUCAAAUGAAUUUGGAAGGCAACUCUGAUAGUAAUUAUGGCAACAAUAACGAAUGCAUUGAUAUUAAUAUGACAUCAGGAUCUAUGGCAGAUGGCAUGGAGAGAGAGGAGGAGGAUGCGUUGACCGCGUUGACUCUUGCCCCGCCGGGGAUUGGCGGUGCAGUUUGUGGUGGCAAUGGUGGAAUGGUGGUGGAGAGUUUUCCGGCAGGAUUUUGGGAUGUGAUGAGGGAUGUUAUUGCAAGGGAAGUAAGGGAGUGUGUGAGUUCUACACAAUAUAUGUGAGAGUCCUUCAGGGUGGUUUCAUUUAUUAGGAGUAAAUGAAUCAGAGAAGAGGUGAAACAAAUCUUGGCAGAGGGAUUUGGUUAAUUUGCUCAACCAUUAAGAUUUUAUCACCAUGGGUUUUUUCAUGUAAAACUCUUAGAUUAGAUUACCUUCGUCGAUCUUUUGUCUAAAAAAUCUUGGAAUAAAAUUUAUGAGAAUGAAUCUUGGAAUUAACUGCGAAAGAGAGAUUUUAAAAGAACCUUCCUCAAAUGCACAUGGCAGCGUGUGUCUCCUGCCGAUCGAGCUACUUUUCCCAUCGUAUACAGAGAGAAGUAGAGGCAGAAUUAUGAGAAUAUUAAGACAAGAAUGAGAGUAUUCGAUCAAGAAAAUUAAAAUUUUGAGAAUCUUUAUCAUCUCAACAUAAGGAUCUGAGGAGUUGGUACGGCAGAGGGAUUUGGAUUUCAGGGUACUUUUUUUCAAAUAAAGAAUUAGAGGAGCUUGAAUGCUAAAAACUUGGUGAUCUUUUGAGCAGCACACUGACCCACUCCGUUCUCCGGUCAUUAUCGAUGAUUUUUUUCAGGUUGCUGGUUUCGUCAAGUUUUUUUGUUUUUUUAAAUGAUAUCAUA
This is a messenger RNA of Populus euphratica (Euphrates poplar), 1589 nucleotides long. Its product is annotated as transcriptional activator Myb-like. Gene Ontology annotation, molecular function: DNA-binding transcription factor activity, RNA polymerase II-specific; RNA polymerase II cis-regulatory region sequence-specific DNA binding. Lineage: Eukaryota; Viridiplantae; Streptophyta; Magnoliopsida; Malpighiales; Salicaceae. The coding region runs from base 277 to 984 and encodes 235 amino acids. Gene Ontology annotation, cellular component: nucleus. Gene Ontology annotation, biological process: regulation of DNA-templated transcription. The transcript has a single exon. The record is from RefSeq and is a predicted model, not a curated record.